Molecule: messenger RNA, 9689 nt
Organism: Toxoplasma gondii ME49
Lineage: Eukaryota; Apicomplexa; Conoidasida; Eucoccidiorida; Sarcocystidae
Exons: 20
Coding region: 907-8730 (2607 amino acids)
Source: RefSeq, a predicted model, not a curated record
UGGCUUUCCACCAUGGUCUUUCCCGUUCCGUUUGACUCCUUUCUCUAACGCGAACAAUAGUGUGCUCAAAUGUACCGGCACCGGGUCGGGUCAGGGACCCAGGCGGACUGGGACGCUCAAGAUUCACCUUUUUUCUCUGAAUUUGUCUUCAAUUUCUGUGUCAUCAUCCCCUUUCAUUGCAUCGUCUAGCUCUAAGCUAGCACGUGUUAGAGUUGACUCCACAUCACGUUUACCAUAGUCACGAGCAUGCCUUGCCAUUUGCGGCGUCUGUCGCUCCUCGAAUCGUAGAACCGCAUGCGGAGGGAGACGGUGAAGAGGAGAUUUUUCUCAUGAGGAUCUCCUCCCAAAAACAAUAUGUUUUGUCGGAGUGACAAGUCUUCAAAGGGAAGCAAGUCUACUGGCGGUACUCCUCAGUGGAGUAUCAACGCUUCACGACAAGCCAUGGCAGCAAACAGUUGGGAAUGCGCGUUGCACGACCUGUCCGUUGUUCCUUCUUCGUAUGCACUUUUCUCGUUAUGUUUUCGCAACACUUUGAACAUCUUUUCUUUCCACGCACAGUCCGUUCUCCGAUUGUCUAACAGGCUACCCGGAGAUGGAUCCCGCGUCGUAACUGGUCUCCUGGCUGGCUGUGAAAGAUCGAGAACUCGAACGGGUAACUGCCAGCUGAAGAAAGGCACACCCCCCAGAAAGUCUCUUCGUUGACAGAGGUGACAUACAUCUCCUUCUGCAGCUGCGUCGGCGAGACGCACAUUUCCCGGUUCCCUUGUUACCUACCGAGUAAAUUACAUUUUGCACGCGAUCGUAGCUGACUGGCGGUUCCGCCACCCCCAAGAUUUGAAAUCACGUUUUGUCUGUGACUUCUUACUUUGCCCGGUCUAUGCGCUUCUAUUUGCUCGCUCUGUUAAGAUGGAGCAGAGCUACUUAGUCUCUCUCCUCGUGUCUCUGGGUUGUUUGAAGCUGCUUUUUCUGUUGGGUGACCCUUCGCUAGCCCUUUCCGGUGCGAAUGGCGGCGCCCACGGUUUCCCCUCCGCCGGAACCGUCCUUUUUUCAACCCACCCGCCUUCUGAUUCAUCUCCUGCUCAUAUCUUGUCAUCCGUCUUCUCCGCACAAAACGACGACCAACUCGCUGUUUUGCCCGACACGGGACUGUCGGAGUUGGUGACCAGCGAUGACAGCCCAGAACGGCGAGCAAGAGCCUUCGUUGAGUUGAUGGACGUUCCAGACGAAAGGGAACAACAGUUUUCCACUAGUCCUACCGCGUCCCGUAGCUUCGUCAAAAUUAAGCAGCAUGAAAUGUUACGGGAUGCAGACGGAAACUCAAAUGUUUUCCGGUUGCUGCCACUCAAGUCUCCCUUGGAGGAAGAAGCGAAGGACGGAACCGUGGUGACUCCUGUUUCGGCGGUUCAGAUGGAACAGCUGUUUUCCGAAGUCCACAGGAAAGACAGAAAAAUCAUCAUCAAGACGUUGAAGGCUCUCACCCGCAGGAGUUUCAAAAAAGCGGACAACUACAUCUCGACGCACAGUUACAUUGCACAUCUGACGCGUGUGAAUCCCCUGUUCCGCUCUAUUGCAAGGAGCGACAAAGAGAAGAGAAAGCUGUUGGCUUCUCUUUCGCGAGUGAUAUCCCACAGGCCGCAACGUAAACUCAAAAAGAGGAAAGAAGAACUUUUUCGCGCUGUCAGGGUCCUUCGGAAGUACCUAAAAAUCCCGAAGGUGGUCGCAGACACAGACCCGUUUUUGCUCGAGUGUGCGGCGCACUUGAUCGCAGAUAUUCGACAGAAGCGCCAUGAAGGCUACUGGGGAUUUCUCGACGGCCUCCGGCAUGAUGCGAGCCUGACUUUGUACAGCGUCGUUGUCGGGACCUUUCUUGAUUACCAUGGCGGCUUCGACUCGUACGUGAUUGACGAGACACAUAUAAUCGAUACAUGCAUCCACAUGAGUAUUUCUGUCGGCAAGCUCCCGGUCUUCGACGCCUUUCACCUACCAGGCGGGCUUUUUGGUUCUCUUCUCACUGUGGCAGUCAAAGGCUAUAACUACAUGUUCUACCCAGCUCUUGCAGCCACGACAAGUCUCAUCGGCAUUGCCACUGGGCUGAUUUGCCUCACCCAGCUGACCGAUAUCAUGUUCAAAGCCUUCGACACCAUUGCCAGGUCUUUGAAGAAAGGGAUACGCCUCGGCUUCAUGAAAUUCUACCAGUAUCGCGUGCGAGGUGAUCGCGUCGGUCAGAACGUGAUUUCGUUCCUGGCGAUGAACAAGGCAGCGUCGCUCCUCGCCAUCUUGUGGCAACUGAAAAACGUGAACUACCAGGCUCUACAAGACUUCAAAACAAUAGCUCCCACCACGCAUGAGGCUACCUUUCAGCACGGCGUGAACUUUGGAGCGGUAGAAUUCUCUUCGGAAAUUCAGCGACACCUGGAAGAGGACUACCUGGCGUUCCGGCCGGAGCUCGAUGAAUGCUACGGGUCUACGCAACUGACACCUCUCGUUGAGCUUAAGUGUGACGCAUCAUGGAAGAGUGUGGAAAGAUUUACGAAGGCCAUGGAUGGCAUGAUCUCGUAUGUGAGUCGGUUCAACUUCAAGAAAUACGUGGGAGAGCUGUUGCUCUUGAUGUACACCAUCGUGAUCGUGAACAUGAAUGUCAAUCGGAGCCCCGGAGACAGUUCAACAACGGAGGGCUUCCGAAACGCCAAGGGGUACAUCGACGUCGAGAACGAUACGGGUGCCUUCCCCUCCAAGCUUUUUCGCCUGCCGUUCCUGAAAGAAAAUGCGCACCGAGCCUCAGUGGGGCUGUCAAAGCUAGCUCUUUUUUUUCAACUGCGGCGUCUUCAUCAGUGGAAUCCCAAUCGGGAUGAGUGGGUGAUGGUGGACAUGGAGACCGGGCCGGAAGACCCAGCAAGGGAUACAAAGUCCGAAGCUUCAACGGAUGUUCCAGAAUCGUCCCUGUCUUCUUCCGUGUCACUGCCGCCCCCUCCCCUGCAACGGCUUCCUUCGUUGCAUGCUGCUCCUCGCCUUGCACCGCCGUCCGGCUCUCGUGCGUCGUUUUUGUCGACCUCAGAGGACCUGCUCGGGGUUCGAAGCUUCGCAGAUUCGGCAGACGUCGCGCGAGAAGUGGCCGCCGAGAUGCGGGUAAAGGCGCGUCUCACUCUCGCGCCUGACGUUCGUGACGGCGACUGGCCUAGUCCUGUCGAAGAGCUCUCGCCGGAGGAGCAAAAGAGGCUGAACGCAGUCCGGAGAAGGAGAACAAAGAUGAUGCUUCGGCUCUUUUACAAGGGUGUCUCGUCUCUUGCUGUGGCCAUCAAUCAGCUGUUCGGGCGAUUUGUUCACCUGCUGAUGCUGCAGAAUUCGGGAAAACCCUUGAAAAAGUGUCCCGCUGACGCGACACUCUUGUCAGCGGCCGGCGUCUGCGAAAAUGACAGGUCUCUGCGCGCGAGAGACGAAAUGCCCCUCCGCCUGGUCGUCUCCACCUUCGCAGGCAUGUUCUACAGACGCGCCGAAGGCAACUUUGGGGUUACGACCAAGGAAGAGAUCGUCCAGAAAUUCAUGGACUUCAUCGACGAAAUCAAGUAUGGCCGCGUCCAGGUUGGAUUCCUUGGCAAACUGCGGAGAAAACGGCCUCAGUGGAUCCUCGACAGCAUCCUCAACCCACUCUUCGGUGAAGGCAGCCACAAAAAAGUUCUCAUCAAAUCCAGUGAAAUGGCCAUCAUCAAAGCGAUCGUUGUCAACGAGGUCGGCGCUCUUUUCAAACAAGUCGAAGACUCCGCACGUUUCAAGUAUUCGCGGUGCGACACCACAGGACGGUUGUAUAUUCUCACCGACUUGAAUGGAGGCACUCAGUUUUUCGUAACAUCGACGCCGCGAACGCCGGAACUCGAAGAGAAGGCGUGCAGGAUUGAAUUACAACUCCAAGAGACGGAGAUUUACUUCCGCGGUGACCAAGUGAAGGGUGGUGUUUUGUUUCUUCCUGGUGUUCCUCCUAUUCGUGGGGUCCUGUCGAAGGAUCCCGAAUUGCUCACUUCUGCGGAGGCAGACUCUGACAUUCUCCUCAUUGUCGAGGGCACUCUGUGGAUGCAAGGGUAUCCAAGAGUGCAUGCGAGAAUGGUUGGAGCGGUGCUCUAUGUGUCAAAGCGCCUUCGGUACCCGUCCCUCAGCUGGGGUGAGUUUAUGCAAGCCAUCACGCCGCAAGACCUUGAAUUUGCGUACCGCAUUCUGCAGGAGGGCACCGCUGAGAAGCUGCAGGCAGACCUCCAGCAGCUAGACAAGAAGAUGCUGUACAGCUUCGACUUUUCUCUCGGGAACAUUUGGUCCAUUCUGCUGGGCACGAUGGAGCGGUCUGUGCUCCCGAUCAAGAAACAGGCUUUCCUGUCGUACGACUUCAACAUCGUUGUCGGCGCCUCGUUCGUCCUCAGCAUCUAUAACAACAUCGUGAAAAACGUUUCGGGUCUCACGCACUGGUACUUGCGAUUCGAAAACCUUUAUUAUGAUGAACUGAAGCGGGCGAAACUCGGCGGACAGGAAGCGCCUCCUGGAACGGGCUUCCUGGAGGCCGGCAACGGUUGGGAAGGAGGCGAGGAAGCCGAGCAAGGAAGCAGAACGCAGGAAAGAGACCACAACAACUCACCGACUUCAAGCCUAUCGGAUUCAGUCUCUGCAACGGACACGUCCGAUGAUGUAUCCCCACCGUUCAGCUUCGUUGGAAACGAGGUGCUAAGGCCCGAGAGAGGAGACCAGGAACGAGAAAGGGAAGACGGGGACGAAGAGCCUGUGCGUUUCUCCUUUGAAACGGAUAUCGUUCUCGACUGGAACUGCAACGCCUUCUACGAAAACAGAGAAGAAGAACGACCCGCCAAGGGAGCAGCCAGCAUCACCGUCGACGAAAGAAAUGCACUACAGUGCAGCCUUCUCCAUUUCAUGCGUCGACAGCCCACUGUCAGUGCGGACGACGACGUCCAGUUAAGGCAAGAUAGCGGGAAGGUCCUGGCCUACCUCCAACGCAUCGUGUACGAACUGCGCUUGAGGAAAGGCCAGUCUCUAUCCUCGUGGAAGAGUUUUAUGAAUGCUUAUCCUGGAAAGCCGAAAAACCCCAUAUCAGAGAUCAGAGAGGACCUUGGCGGAGCCAAGGCCUUCAUCCAGCGGAAACGCCAAAAACUGAGAACCCGCUUCAAAGCAUGGCGACACAAACUCCGAUCUGAACUCAGCAAGAAGUUCUUCGGGAAAAGGCCCAUCAACGCGAUGGGUGGAAGACGGUUUCUGCACGUCAUGUUCGUCGCGUUUGUGGAGUUGUUUCCAAACCCCGAUGAUUUCCCUCGUCAGGUGCUUCUCACCCCCAUGCAAAUGCUCCAGUUUUGUGGACUGCAGACUGUGUUGAGGACCUACACAGCUCCCUACUUUUUUGACAGAAAGAAAGGGAACAGUUUGGCGCUGCAAAUGAAGGCUUCUCCUGUUCCCUCCGAGUCACACAGAACUGCUUUGGGUGAGCUGGAUAUGCGCGUGGCACGCAUUGUCACGUCGGAUCAGUCAGAAGGGAAGGCACGCACGCACAAGUUGGUUCGCCAGGUCGGCGGCUACCUCCAGCUGUUAGCAGAGACGUCCUUCACCGGAGUGGAAGUGCCGGAAUAUACCUCUCGCAGUUUCUUGCAAUAUGUGAAGAUGAAGAUAAACGAGGAGAGGAGAGGCACCCCGAAAACAGACUCCGAGUUCAUGGCGCUUGUUCAGAUGCAAGUAACUGACCUGACACUUCUCUACACCAUGCUAGCUGCCAUUGACGACGUUGAAGAGCUCAAGAGGAUUCAACAAGAGUUGACGAAGGAAAACUUCAACCUCGCUGCGCUUUCUGCUGAGAAGCUUCGGCUUUACUCACCUUAUUUCUACUUCGACCUCUCCUCAGAUACAGGCAAGUCUGUGCGCGGUGGCAAGCGCCCCGCGUCGAUGCUGGUUCUGACUAUGGAGUGUCGCCAGCAGACACUUUCUCCUAACUGGAACUCUGCGAACAACUCGUUGGAGGCGUUUCUUCUCUUUCUUCGAGAGGGACUUUCUCCUGAUGAUAUCUCUGAAAUCACUUGGACUGAGCUUUCCACCUCCGAGCCUUCUCGGUCAUCGCCGGAAGCGGAGACUGGCACGUCGGUGGACGCCGAGGAGGUUAGAGCGAGCGAUCAAGGCGACUCCCAGGAACCUUGGAAGAUUGCCAUGAAGCUGCCGCUUCUGACAGGCUUGGAGGUCUUAGGUUAUGCCAGCGAAUUCCGUCCUGAAACAACCGAAAAUAUGUUCGCCGCCCCGUCUGUGCUGUGUCAUAUCUGUGAGCCGGUGGACUACAUUCUCCCUCUCGGUUUGCCGGAGUGGAUUAAGUUGCGCAGAGACGCAUCCUCGCAGGAGGAGUUGUUCCGAGAAGAACAGCGCGAGGACAGGGAGGAAAUGUCGAUGUUCGACGCUGAGCCGGUUUCUGCUGCUCCUUUUUCCGUGCCUGUGCCCGAGCCAUUCGUCGAAACAUCGGAGGCCACAGACGGCGAUAUAAGCGCGCCACCGGCGGAUCCCACAGACACGAAAGACACAAUCGAGGACAGUGCUGGCGAAUUCGUCAAUGCAGGGGAUGUUGCGUUCGUUCAGCAGCGCGCAGAUGCAGAAACCAAAGACGAAGACGAGCUCAGAGAAAAAAUCAACACAGGAGAGAAAGAGACGAUGCCACAGGUCGAAGUCCCCCUGGUUUCUCGACCACCCGAAAGGGAAGACAAGAGAGAAAACGCCGCAGGUGCGAGCCGUUUUCUGCCGGAACCGGGAUAUCAAUCGCCCUUUAUAGAGGCCGGUGAAGACGCAAAAGUGGAAGAAGGGGAAGAUGUGGCUGAAACCGUUGAGGACGACGGAGACGAGACAGAACCUAUCCAGGAAGAAGGACGUGUGGAAGCCAUAGGUGCGGCGUCGGAACUGCGGCUUCGGCGCGCAUACCCCUUGAGCGAUGAGAUUCUGCCGCUUUUUCUAGACAUGUUCCACGGCCUAUACGCGCUGGCGCGCCCCUGGCGCCUCCGCAAAGACUUUCUUCGGCGCAUGCGCAAGUCCUUAAGCAACGCGUACGAGUCCAGGACGGAGGUGACGGGGGAGGCGACAGCGCGCGAUAAGAGUCGAGACAGGCGCUCCAGUUCUCUCAGCACCGCCGACCUUAAAGCAAUAUUCCACAGCGUUUCUGGAGGACUCCCGAAGCCGCCUACGAGCCGAAAUCCGAUCACGGAAGUGGUUUUCAGAGAGCUGCACGGCAGCGUCGUAGCAACGCGGAAAGCCGUGAUCGACGAGAACGCGGGAAAACUCGCGACCUGGGUGUGCAUCAACUCGGCCCGGGAAAUCUGCGCCGCCGGAUCAACCGCCACCCCGCCAGAGCUGGCGAGUGCGGAGUACCGCAGAUGCGUCGCAGAUAUUGAGGCGCGAUGUCGACAAGUUGACUGGCAAGAAUUCCAAGUUGUCCUGCAGGCCGAGGAGUACGCGAUCAAGUCCGGCGUCUUCGUCUCUGCCAUGCAGAGCGUCGAGAAACAGGACCUGCGGAAAAUACUCGAAACUGUCGACGAUGUUCUCACCGACAUGAUCGUGGAAGAGUUGAAGAAACACUGGUGGGCACCGCGAAAUACUUUCACAGAAGCCUCCUUUCCGUCCGACUCUGACGAUACGAUGCUUGCCGGAAGAAGACCGUCUGUACAGAAACGGUGGCUCUAUGUGAAAAACAGGUUGCAAAAGUGUAUGGACAAGCUGAAAAAUCAGCAACCCGACUUUGCUGCAAGCACAGUGCGCUCAGUUUUCGAACCUCUCUUUUUCAAACUGGCGAGAGGGGAGUUCUCUGGCAAAGCAGAGCUAAAGGCAUACUUGCAGGAAAUGCGUGUCACGAUUGCGAGGGCAGCAGCUAUCGAACUCGAUGAGACCAUGGUUAGCCGGAAUGUGGCGCUCCGUCACCAGGCACAUAACAGGGAAAUGAAGCGACGACGGCGACGACCGUUUUAUCAGCGUACCACUAGGGCUGUCGAAGACGAAAGGGUUCAUUUUAUUUCUCAUUCUCCCUCUCCGGCUGGCCCUGAAGCGCAAGAUUUUCCGGAGCCCGAGUCGUCUCUGCUCCAAGUUCGCCAAGAUAUUCACGACAGCAACGGCCAGAAAUGUGGUUUCCUCCAUGCGGAAUCGCCUUGCUCGACUGUCUCUUCUUCGUCUCCUUCCCCUCUCCUUUCGCGGAAUGUUUUGUCAGCUGUCUCGUUGUCUCCACCUCACACUGAUCCCCCCGUUGCGGACGCAGCGGCAGCGGAGAUGAGUGGGACAGAAACAACGAAGCCUCUUGUGGCAGUGAGCUCUCCCGCAGCUAAAGAGAGGGUACAGCGCGUCUCUGCUGCUGCUUCCUUUGCACUUCUCUUCUCUCAUCAACAGAAACAAACAGGAGGGCGAGGCGGCAAUGAAGUUGCGCGUGUAAAUCCAGCGGAUUCAGACACCAUCAAAGACGCUUUUGGUUCUCGUAUCGAUUCGUCUUCUUUCAACGAGUACACACUGCAAGUCGUUGCAAGACGGGAAGGCAGACUUAAGUGGCUUCGGGUGUACCGGAUCAAUGCCGCUCUCCUCACCCUGGAGCUUCUUGUCCAGCUUCGAUCAGGUAUUUCAGUGAAACUUCGUGGCGUUUUCAAGAGAGUCCGCGAGCACAUACGGAGAAUCCUAUUCGCUCCUCAGGCACUCAUGAGGUUUGUGAUGGGGAGAGUCGCCGCCUUUCGUCGUCGCUGAGAGAAGACACAGCAGAGCCAAGUCGUUGAAGAAGAAAGAAGACGAUCUAAAGGGGAAGCAACUACUGAAGGUUUUUGGAUAUAUUUUGAGUUGUCUAUGAUGCCUUGCCCUCCCCCCUGUCAUGUACCACUACUUCCUACAACACUAUAGGGAUUGUGCCGUAUGAUCGGCGAAUGAUUGAUGGCAACGACAGCAGGCAGCAGUUCUCGUAUGGCAGAACAUGCUGAAUAGUUCGAACGGAAGUACGCCGUAGGCGCGGUAUAACGACUCUUGUGUCCCCUCAGUACCGCUGUGCUCCAAUAUCGAAAACAAAGACAGAUAUGCGAAAACGAUGCAACGUCGGUGUCUCGUCUAGCAGAGGAUCCGUCUCUCGUUGCCUGUAGUCUUCACUGGCAGUGCCGGAAGCCUCGUGAGGAAAUAUAGGAAGAGCCAGACGACCAAGAGAGGAAAGAAAGGUGACGAGGAAAACGGGAGAAAACACUUUCUCAUCAGCGCUCAACGAAUUUGUUUUAAUGUUCUCCUACCGCUUCCAAUCUGUCGACUGUGUAUCGAUUCCCUGCCACGCCGCUCCUCGUUCUGAUGUCGAUCAUCAUCCACGAGAGAAAGGGGUCAAGGGAAACACAUAUAAGGUAUGUGGUUUUCCGUGAUGUUUACGGAAAUUGUAACGGUUCAUUCUCUCCUGCAUUUGGCUACGUGGAGCGGAACAGUCGACUUUCUUCCUGCUAGAAUUUGUCAAGUAUGUACUCACAUCUCUUUACAUGCAGGCAGGCACUAUCGGCGGAUUCUUGUGCAUCAGAUGUCAGUCAACUCGUGGUCAUAUGGUUUGCUUGUCGCUCGUGUUUACACAAGCGAGAGGAAGUCUCCGCUGUUUCGCUUGUGAUUUUUCACUUAGGACGUAUCCCGUGUUUCCUUCGCGACGGAGGCGUCCUUUUCCUCCACUGAGUGACAGUUGAUCGAGC